This is a messenger RNA of Penicillium daleae, 1020 nucleotides long. Its product is annotated as putative cyclin. The record is from RefSeq and is a predicted model, not a curated record. NCBI's taxonomy places the organism in Eukaryota, Fungi, Ascomycota, Eurotiomycetes, Eurotiales, Aspergillaceae. Gene Ontology annotation, biological process: regulation of transcription by RNA polymerase II. Gene Ontology annotation, cellular component: nucleus. Gene Ontology annotation, molecular function: cyclin-dependent protein serine/threonine kinase regulator activity. The transcript has 3 exons. Bases 1 to 1020 code for a protein of 339 amino acids.
AUGGCUCAAACAAAUGCCGGCUUGAAACACCUCUGUAAUGCACUUGCGACCCCCGAUCAGCUUUCCAAUUCGUCCUCGUCCAUCGACGGACUGCCCUCUGACCUCGAAACCUCCAUUCGCUGUGCCGGUGCGCAACUCACUCAAGCAGCUGGUGUGUUGCUCCACCUAUCGCAAGAUAUUAUCGCCCAGGCGAUUGUAAUCUUUACACGAUUUUGGCUAGGCGCGGAUGGGGGUAGCUUGCGAAUCUACUCUGUCAAGGAUGUCUCUGCUGCUUCUCUCUACCUGACUGCGAAGCUAUCGUUCCAGCCAACUUCACCUCGCUCCAUCCUCAAUGUCUAUCAUCUCCUCCUCUCCCGCGAUGCCUCCCCAUUAUGGUUCGUGAACCCUCACGGAGCCCCGAAACAGCAACCUGCGGCAGAUACCUACGUCCUCUCCGAGGGAGGAUACCAGGCUGGCCGAUUGGUCCUCUUGCGCAUCGAAUCUGUUAUCCUUCGCACCCUUGGCUUUGAUACGCACGUUGCCCUCCCUCACACUAUCGCUCUCACGUACCUCCAAACACUAGGCGUGAGUAAACCCGCGGUGUCGCGCCGGGUUCUCGAGCAUCUCAACUCCACGCUACUCUCGCCUCAACUACUCUACGUAACACACCAGCCAAACGCGCUCGCCGUGGCGGCUAUCUAUCUUGCUACAAGGGAAGAAGGAGUCAAGCUGGUAGAUGGAGAAUGGUGGGAAGUGUUUGAUGUCGACCGUGAGGAGCUUGGGUUUUUAGUGGUGGGAAUGAGAAGCACCGAGGGCUUUAUGCGGAAAGAGACCGAGACGUGGAAGAAUAAGGCGAUUCCUAUGGUGAUAGAUGAGGUGGAUGCGGAGCUUGAGCGACGGCGGAUGAUGGACGAAGACAGCGGAUACGGCAUGGAGCACCUGACCACCGAUCGAUUCAUCCCAGAGCAGCUGGUCCAUGAGGCUCAGCCAGGCGCAGAAGACUCAAAUCAGGUGAAGCGAAACGAAGGCAAGAACGAGUAG